CUGCUCGGUCACACUACUUCUGAUCUUGUUGCUUGUCGGGGGUUCAAAGCAAGUUCACGGAAUCGUCAUCUUCACCAAGUGAGAUGGCAGGGCUGGGAAAAUAAAAAGACCUUUUUGAGGGUGGCCCAUCGAGCGUGCUGCAUUGCAUACAGUUUGUUUCUCUUCGUCAAGUAGCCUUUGCUGAACGUGUCGGAAACUGAUUUGAGCCAUGGCGGACACUGUUGGCAAAACUAUUGAGUGCCGUGCAGCAGUUGCAUGGGAGCCGAAGAAGCCACUCACGAUUGAACAGGUGGAGGUGGACCCACCAAAGGCAGGCGAGGUGCGCAUCAAGGUCCUCUACUCUGGUGUGUGCCACACCGAUGCCUACACGCUGAGCGGUGCAGACUCCGAGGGCAAGUUCCCCUGUAUCCUGGGUCAUGAGGGUGGCGGUGUUGUGGAGAGUAUCGGCGAGGGAGUCACCUCCGUGCAGCCCGGUGAUCAUGUCGUCCCACUCUACAUUCCCCAGUGUGGUGAAUGCAAGUUCUGCAAAAGUCCAAAGACCAACCUCUGCUCUAAGAUUCGUUCCACUCAGGGUGCUGGUGUGAUGCCUGACGGUACAUCCCGCUUCCGCUGCAAGGGCACCACGGCCUAUCACUUCAUGGGUACCAGCACAUUCAGCGAGUACACCGUGGUGGCCGAGAUCUCUGUUGCCAAGGUGAACCCCAAAGCUCCACUGGAGAAGGUUUGUCUGCUGGGCUGCGGUAUCUCUACUGGCUAUGGCGCUGCACUGAACACUGCCAAGGUGGAGGAGGGUAGCUCUGUUGCUGUCUGGGGCAUGGGUGCUGUGGGCCUUGCCGUCGUGAUGGGCUGCAAGGAGGCCGGUGCCACACGCAUCAUUGCAGUGGACAUCAACCCGGACAAGGCAGAGCUCGCCAAGCAGUUUGGUGCCACCGAGUUCUUCAACCCCAAGGACCAUGAGCGCAAGACUCAGGAGGUGUUGGUUGAGCUGACUGAUGGUGGCUUGGACUACACGUUUGAGUGUGUUGGCAAUGUGCACACUAUGCGUGCUGCCUUGGAGUCCUGCCACAAGGGAUGGGGUGUCUCCACCAUCAUUGGAGUUGCUGGUGCUGGACAAGAAAUUUCCACUCGUCCAUUCCAACUGGUCACAGGCCGUGUGUGGAAGGGCACUGCCUUUGGAGGUUGGAAGAGUCGUGACAGUGUUCCCAAGCUUGUCGAGGAUUACCUGAGUGGCAAGGUCAAGGUCGAUGAGUUUGUUACUCACACUAUGCCCCUUGAUGAGAUCAACGAGGCAUUCGAUCUGAUGCACGAGGGCAAGAGCAUCCGUGCUGUUGUCAACUGCUAAGAAACUCCCCCGGGUCAGCUGCGGCGGCGUCUUCCUCACUAGUGCCCGGACCAAGUUUGCAACGAAUCGGUACUUCGAAACUGGCUGGCAUGGUUUUGAUUGCUCGGAGAAAGCUGCUUUGUUUUUGCCUCUCGUCGUCUUUUUAGCUAUUUUUUCACCCCCAUUUUUAGUGUCUGGUACACACAACAAGAAAUUUCAAAAUUUUGCUGACUUUCUCAAUUUACCGUGAGAUUCAUGGCGGUACUGCAGCAUUA
Sycon ciliatum is the source of this 1596-nucleotide messenger RNA. RefSeq names its product alcohol dehydrogenase class-3-like. Gene Ontology annotation, biological process: formaldehyde catabolic process. Lineage: Eukaryota; Metazoa; Porifera; Calcarea; Leucosolenida; Sycettidae. The record is from RefSeq and is a predicted model, not a curated record. Gene Ontology annotation, molecular function: S-(hydroxymethyl)glutathione dehydrogenase [NAD(P)+] activity; zinc ion binding. Gene Ontology annotation, cellular component: cytosol. The transcript has 14 exons. Bases 209 to 1342 code for a protein of 377 amino acids.